UCUCUAUUUUUAUAGAUGUACCGCCUGUUAACCGAGCUGCCUCGGAUGGUGCUUCUGCUCCUGCUGAUUGCGUCUCAUCCUCUGGCAGCUGAGCCCGCUGGCUAUCACUACGAUCGUCCGUCUGCGGGUGCCUAUGCACCGACGGCGUCUUCGGCCAUUCUAACGGGACAUCACUUUUCACCUCUGCCCACGGUGCAGCCGCUGCCUCCGGUGCCGGCGCUACCGCCGCUGCCACGGACGCGCAUCCAGCAGCCAACGCUGAGACUGGCCAGUCGCUAUCUGCCGCCAACGCCAACUGCGCCCGUGGUGAGUCGCUAUCAAGCGCCCGCCUAUGCUGCGCCGCUGUCCUCGAUCAGCUUCCAUGGCAACGCCCACGCCAAGGUGCAGGCCGAGGCGCCCACACAGCAGUCGCUGCCCAUUCACGUGCCCAGUGCUCCGGCUGCUGCCCAGCCGCUGCGCAUUCCCUUCGGCAAGACGGCGCUCUUCUCGCCGGGCGAGUCCUAUGUGGCCAAUGGACGGCAGCUGAAGCAGUAUGCGGUCAUCGAGAUCAUCGACAACGACAUCAGCGACAGCCCAGCUCCGUUCCUCAGCUCCGGCUUCUUGGAUCGCUAUCGUGCGAGUGUGGGCGUCAGUGGCACCGGUGCCACGCCCACCUCCACGGGUGUGGGCCUUCAGCUGGACUCGCGUGCCAAUGCCCUGGUCCUGGAGCAGCAGGCGUUGAGCUUGCAGCCGCGUGCGAAUCAAGGCGAUGCCAUCGCCCUCGGCUCCGGCGGAUUGGGCUACAUCCGACUGCCCAACGGCAACGUCUACUUGGGCUCCGGCUCACUUGGCUACAUCAGUGGCCAGCAGCGCGUGGCCUCCGUCCUGGAUGCGCGCACUCGAUCCGAGUCCACAUCAGACGCUCUGCACUUCGGCCAUGGACCAUAUGGUGGAGCGGAUAACUUCUUGAGAUUCUAAUGCCUAUUUUAUAAGAAGAGUGGACGAGAGUAAGAGAGAGGGAGCAGGUUUUUGUACAAUCCAUAAAUUGUUCAUUGUAAAUAUUUAAAUAAAUCAAA
This is a messenger RNA of Drosophila navojoa, 1055 nucleotides long. RefSeq lists its product as uncharacterized. The record is from RefSeq and is a predicted model, not a curated record. Lineage: Eukaryota; Metazoa; Arthropoda; Insecta; Diptera; Drosophilidae.